Molecule: messenger RNA, 1178 nt
Organism: Aspergillus fijiensis CBS 313.89
Lineage: Eukaryota; Fungi; Ascomycota; Eurotiomycetes; Eurotiales; Aspergillaceae
Exons: 2
Coding region: 316-996 (226 amino acids)
Source: RefSeq, a predicted model, not a curated record
AUUCAUGCGAUGUCUUAUCAACAUCCAAUUAUUGUUGGGGUGGAACUCACCAUGAAAGGUGUAGCGAGAGUCACCACGCAGCCCACAAAGAAGAGAAUCCUUCCACAGGAUAGACCCAAGGCAGAGACAAAGAGGCCUUCAGGUGUAUAAAACAGCUCUCUCCGUCAUCAUGUCUUACUUGCUAUUUGGCACAAGAUACAUAUGAUCAUAAAUCAUCCAUGUUGUCAGGUAUAAAUCUCUUUUGUUUGCCAAAGAUUCUCCAUCACUCAACUCUAACGUACCCUGAAAUUUCUGACUUCCAACUCCAACAAUCACAUGGAACCAUCCAAGCACGCAACCAACGAGCCGAGGAUUCCUUCAGUCGAGCCAAACAACACAGAGGCAUCAUCAUCCAGCGCUGCAUCCCAGACAUCUGCUCCACCGACAGCACACUCAGUGUGCGAGGCAACGUCAAGCUCGGACACGUCUCCGGUGGAAAGUAGACCUCCAUCCAAACGAGAGUCUGCAACAGCAGACCCAGCACCGCCCUGCCCCCAAUUCAACCCGGAAGACUGGAGCGCCCCAAUCGCCCACACCUACACCGGCACCACGGUCCUCAGCUUCCCCGACGACAUGCACACCGUCACCAGCCAGGGCGCGCGAUUCCUCACCCACAUCUACACCUGCCCCGUCGGCGACCUCGACUGGGACAAAGCCAUCGCCAACAUGCUACAAUGGUGUAGUUUCGAACAACACCGCCGUGCCCCCUCCUCGCAAGGCCACCCCCCACCAAUCCACGGCCUCCUCAAAUGCGCCCCCAUCAUCCAGGCAAAUUCGUCCGCUACCAACCGGCCCGGAAAUCCCAGUUCCACAUCCCGCACGACCUCCGCGAACUCCCGGAGCUUUAUCACGGGAUCAUCCAGGACGAGGAGCCCGAUGACUCGGUGGAGGAUGUGCCGAACCUCUCGUGGCUGUUUGUCGAGCAGUACGCGCCCAAGAAGUGGCGGUGGUAUUUGAAUCGGCGGGCUGUGUGGGAGGCGACCAGGCCGAGGCUGUCGGAGGAGCAGAUGGAGAUUUGGUGAGGUGAGGGUCGCUUAGUGGACUUUCUGGUAGGUGGUAGGUAGGUCGUGUUUGUUGUUUCGAGGCUAGUUUGAGCAUAGCUUGAUAACUAUUGUUAAGAUCUAAUGUUGAUAUCGGAU